Molecule: messenger RNA, 3144 nt
Organism: Didymodactylos carnosus
Lineage: Eukaryota; Metazoa; Rotifera; Eurotatoria; Philodinida; Philodinidae
Source: the annotation of a GenBank genome assembly
AUGCUAGAUGGCCUUAACAUGGAUAAUCAUUAUAUAAAUGUGCCAAAUCCUUACACGAGCACGGCAACACAACUCAAACUUAAUGAUCAUAGACUGUUAUCAUCAGCAUCUUCCACAUUAAGUAACAAUAAUCCCGAUUUAAUGAACUAUUACAAUUUCAAUCAACUUAUAUACGAAAAAUGCUUUUCAACACCGCAAGAUCAAGCAUUUUGGUCACACUAUAGAUGGCAACAAAGUGAAAUUCAACCAACAUGUUAUCAAUCAUCUUCAUAUUUAACACAGUUUUCUUCACCACCAUCUUACGAACAAUCAUUUUCACCUGAAUUUAACCGCGAAUUAACAGCUAAAAGAUUACUAGCUUCAUCUACAUCUAUACCUACAUCAUCAUUAUGUGGUCCUCAACGAAAAUUUAGAGCAGAAUCCUUAUUAUCUUUAUCGCCAACAAUUAGUUCUAUUGACUGCAGUCCAAAUGUUUCGUCACUAACGUCAACGCCAUCAGCCAGUCCAUCGAAAUAUCCCUUAGAUCUAUGCAUUAAUAAAACAUCUAUUAAAUCUGAUAUUCAAGAUUUACUAAAUGAAUCGUCGGAUAUAAUAAAACAUGUUGAAAAAGCGGCACCAAUAUCUGAUGUCGUUGCUAAAAUUGAAACGACAAUAUCAAACUGGAAGUAUUUAAAUAAGUCAAAUAAUACUAGUAGCAAUAUUUAUAGACAAUUAUCGAUAGAUUCAAUUAACAAAGAUCAUGAUUCUCAGAGGAUGUGUUCGAUAGAUGAGCUGAUAAUAAGUCAAAAUACUAUGUCUCAAAAAAUUAACUCUACUUUAAUCAAAGAAUUGGAUAAUAUUCAACAAAAUCAAUUUAUAUUGACCAUGUCAGAAUCUCAGUCUCAAAAAAUAACAUCCCCGAUUCUUCAUCGGUUAUUAUCUAGUACAACGCCUCUUACUGCGUCACUAUUGAAUGAUAUUCGGCCAACACCAAAUAUUAAUAACCGUCAUCGAUUCUCACUUUCGCAGUUACCAUCACCAGAAAAACCAAAAACAUUGCAAACCAUUAGCCAGUCAAAAACUGUUAUAAAGCCAUAUUUACUUGAACAAAAUGAUGGUAGACUUAUAUAUUUAUCUGAGCAUAAAAAGCCCAUCGAUUUAUACAAAUUAAAGCAAAGAUUUGACAAUGGAAAAAAUACAAAUAGUUCAAAACGUGUAUUAGAUAAUGAUAAUGAACAACUCUAUAAAAAACGGUGUUAUGAACCAUCUCCUCAAUCGAAAUUUUGCACAUCAUAUCCGGUAAAUGUCACAAGAUGUAUCGAUUGUCAAAAAGUUCAACAAAUUCGAUUACAAAAUCCACAAGCAUCAAAACAGCAACAAUCCAUUACUGGUUGUCGAUUUCAAUACUGUCGAAUGUUAAUCCGUGAUAGUGAUCAAUAUUCUAUUGCUGGUUUUACAACAUCGGAGGAUGCCAAAGAUAACGAUCUUGAAUCAGUCGUAAGAGCGAACUCUAGUAACGAAGAAAAACUAACGCCAGUUGAAUCAGAACAUAUUUUGAAUCAAAUUGGAAAAGUGUUGUGCAAACUCGUCUUACAUGAACAGCAUCUAAUGAAAAACAACGAUAAACGAAUAUGGAAACGAUGUAUUGACGGGUAUCGAGAAACAUGUGAUGAAUGUUCAACAACUCUAUUCAAUUAUCAUUACACCUGUACGGACUGUGGUUAUGUACGAUGUAUUGAAUGUUCUGAUGAAGCAACGAAUAAUAUCGAAAAAAGGAAAAAGCCAAAUAAAGUCUGUAUUCAUUCACACAGUUUGUUUCGUUUAUCAGAAUUUAUUCCAUGGGAAAGAUUGGAUAUAUUAAGGCUGGAAUGCAUGAAAUAUCUGAGAUCAAAAUCGAUAAAUUGUGAAGACACUCUUGACUCACCAACAUCACCAUCUGCAGCAAAUGAUAUAACGUCAACGUUUAUUCGUAAUUUAUAUGUGACAAGAAGAAAUGAAGCAGACAAUGUUAAAAAACUGUGGAGUAUAAACGAUUGUGAGAAUAAUCCGAACGCGGAGUUUUAUUGUAAAAAUCGUUUGCCGGUUUUUAACGAAUGGAUAACGGAAAGUUCAAAAAAAUUUUUUAAAAAAGUAUGGAUGGCUGGAACGCCUGUUUUGGUGAAAAAUGUUCAUAAAGGCUUAACACAAAGCCUAUGGCAACCACAAUCGUUUAAGGAAUAUAUGCUAUCUCAUAAUGAAACACCAUCGCUUUAUGAUUGUGAAACACUACAACCGAUUAAGUCGAAUGAGGAAAAAUUAACAAAAUUUUGGGAUGGAUUUGAAAAACUGAAUGUACGACUUUUAAAUGAAGAAAAUGGUGGGAAACGGCGUAUAUUAAAAUUAAAAGAUUGGCCAACUAAAAAAGAUUUUGCAACAGUUUUUCCAUCGCUUUUAGACGACUUAAUGAGAAAUAUUCCAUUUGGUGAUUAUACUCGUCGUUUAUAUUCUUAUAAUGGUGAAACAAAACAUGGUGGUCUGUUAAAUAUUGUUGAACGUCUUCCGAGUGUUUUGGUGCGACCGGAUUUAGGACCAAAACUUUAUAUUGCCUAUAGUCAAGUAAAUGGAACGAAGCAAGCUGGAACCACAAAUCUUCAUAUCGAUACAUCGGAUGCUGUCAACGUACUGGUUUAUGUGGUGGAUGUAAGAGCUAUUAUUGAAUCAUCGGAUGUUUGCUGUGCACAAUUAAAUCGAUUGUAUAAUGGCGAACUUGCUGGAGCAUUAUGGCAUCUAUUUCGAGCUGACGAUGUCCCAACAAUUCGUCAAUAUAUACGUGGAAAUAAAAAGAAAACGUAUGGUACUGACCCAAUACAUGACCAACAAACAUAUUUAGAAAAAAACGAUCUUGAAGAAUUAGAAAAAUUUGGUGUCUAUUCAUAUCCAAUCAUACAAUAUCUGGGUGAUGCUGUGUUUAUCCCAUCUGGCGCACCGCACCAGGUAAAGAACUUACAUUCAUGUAUUAAAAUUGCUGAAGAUUUUGUGUCACCUGAGAAUAUCGAUCGUUGUUUAAUCACAACUAAUGAAUUUCGCUCGUUAUCAAAAACACACACAAAUCAUGCUGAUAUCCUUCAGGCAAAAAAUAUCUUGUACUAUACUGUACGCGAUGCACUAGACUCAUUAAAAGAAUAG